AUGGCCACGGAGAAUCUCACCCUGUGGCGCAGCAAUGGCAGCGGAGCCCUGUGCCCCGUGGACACCACCUUCGCCCAACGCUUCUUGCCCACCAUCUACCUGGUGGUGAUCCCCCUGGGGCUGGUGGGGAAUGGGCUGGGCCUCUGGCACCUCUGUGCCAGGCACCGGCAGGGCGCCCGCCGUCCCCUCGGCCUGCUGGUGGGCAACCUGAGCCUGGCCGACCUGCUGUACAUCAGCACGCUGCCCUUCCUCAUCAGCUACUACCUGCGGGGCAGAGUAUGGCUCUUCGGGCAGGGCUGGUGCCAGAUCACCCGGGGCCUCUUCCACCUCAACCUCUACGCCAGCAUCGGCUUCCUCACCUGCAUCAGCAUCCACCGCUACCUGGGCAUCGUGCACCCGAUGAAGAUGCGGGGCAGGUGCCAGGGGGCAACAUCUUCGGUGUGGCUCAGCGCGAUUGUCUGGCUGUGGGUCAUCACGCAGGUAGCUCCCAAUUUUGCCUUCAGCAAGAUGGAUGACACAGGAAUGCGGUGUCAUGACACAACAGGGUACAAGAACCUAGGCAUUUACUUGCCAUACACCAUGGCCAUUACCAUGACUGGGUUCGUUGUCCCAUUCCUCAUCAUCAUUGGAUGCUACUGUCAUGUGGUGGUGGUGCUCUGCAGGAACAACACCAUGGACCUCAGCAUCAGAAGAAGAAGCAUCAGACUGGUGAUUCUUGUGAUGGUCGUCUUCUCCAUCUGCUUUCUCCCCUACCACAUCUUCAGAAACCUCAACUUGUUGUCUCGAGGCUGGCAGCUGCAAGGGUCCUGCACACAGGCUUUAAAGAACAUCUAUGUUUCCUACCAGGUGACCCGGGGCCUGGCCAGCUUCAACAGUGUUCUCAACCCCCUGCUCUACGUGAUGACCAGCGAAGACUGCAUGGAACAUAUGAGGACCAUCCACCAAAGAGCCAGCCAGUCCCUGGGAUCCACCUUCAAGAUGAAAACCUCUCACCAGACAGAUGAGAAGAUGAGCAACAUCAUUCUUUGUGAGGAGGAGGCUUCUGAUGAGCUCUGA
This is a messenger RNA of Balearica regulorum gibbericeps (East African grey crowned-crane), 1056 nucleotides long. Its product is annotated as P2Y purinoceptor 1. Lineage: Eukaryota; Metazoa; Chordata; Aves; Gruiformes; Gruidae. The record is from RefSeq and is a predicted model, not a curated record. Gene Ontology annotation, molecular function: neuropeptide receptor activity. Gene Ontology annotation, biological process: G protein-coupled receptor signaling pathway. Gene Ontology annotation, cellular component: membrane.